Drosophila grimshawi is the source of this 5228-nucleotide messenger RNA. RefSeq names its product receptor-type guanylate cyclase Gyc76C-like. Bases 347 to 5083 code for a protein of 1578 amino acids. The record is from RefSeq and is a predicted model, not a curated record. Gene Ontology annotation, biological process: protein phosphorylation; cGMP biosynthetic process; intracellular signal transduction. Gene Ontology annotation, molecular function: peptide receptor activity; guanylate cyclase activity; protein kinase activity. Lineage: Eukaryota; Metazoa; Arthropoda; Insecta; Diptera; Drosophilidae. The transcript is spliced from 16 exons.
CAACAACAACAAAAGUGAACAAGUGCUAAACAAUCAAUGAAAAGGCAAAGGCAAAGGCAAAUGCAAAUACGAAGAAGAAUGUACAACUGCAAAAUGCACAGUGCAAAAAAUGUACCUAUGUAAAUCACUUUAAGAUGAAAAUCAAUUACAACGGAAAAGCUCUAACUGCAUAACUGUAAUACAUACGACGCAACCUGGGAGAGACCGAAACCAAGAGAGAGAGAGAAGAGAGCCCUCAAAAUAGCGCUGAUCGUGCCAAGAGCAACGGUACAAGGCCAUCCAAAAAAUCUUGUAAAUCUGUUAGCACCCAUAGGCGUCGCGCUGAACGGCCCCGGCCUAAGGGGCCAUGACGCGUUGGCCCUUCAAUUUACUACUAUUGCUCUCGGUGGCAGUACGCGACUGUAGCAAUCGUACCAUCCUCACAGUUGGCUAUCUAACGGCACUCACUGGCGAGCUCAAGGACCGCCAGGGAUUAUCCAUAUCCGGUGCGCUGACAAUGGCACUGGAGGAGAUCAACAGAGAUCCACACUUGCUGCCAAAUGUUACGUUGGCGAUGCGCUUUAAUGAUACCAAGGGUGAUACGGUGCUGGCUACCAAGGCCAUCACCGAGAUGAUAUGCGACGGCAUUGCGACCAUAUUUGGUCCGGAGGGACCCUGCUAUGUGGAAGCCAUUGUCUCGCAGAGUCGCAACAUUCCAAUGAUAUCCUAUAAAUGCGCAGAGAACCGUGCAUCGUCCAUACCAACAUUUGCACGCACCGAGCCGCCCGAUACACAGGUCGUCAAGUCGGUGAUUGCCCUGCUGCGCUACUAUGCGUGGAAUAAGUUCUCGAUACUCUAUGAGGAGGUCUGGGGCACCGUUGCCGAUCUGUUGAAGGACCAGGCGACAAAGCGAAACAUGACCAUCAAUCAUAAGCAACUGUUUAUCGAUGAUCGCGCCAAGUGCUGUGAACAGAUGAUGACCUGUUGCCGUUCUGGCUACUGGUAUCAGGUAGUGCAAAAUACGAUGAAUCGCACGCGGAUCUAUGUGUUCCUUGGCUCGGCGAAUAGUUUGAUUGAUUUCAUGAGUUCCAUGGACACGGCUGGGCUAUUUGCGCGCGGAGAGUAUAUGGUCAUCUUUGUGGACAUGAUGGUCUACUCGGAACGUGAGGCACAAAAGUAUUUGCGCAAAGUGGAUAUAAUCAAUCGGAUGACCAACUGCAAAAGCACCGAGAACUUCAAUCAACUGGCACGCAGUCUACUCGUGGUGGCAUCAACACCACCCACCAUGGGCUAUGAGAAGUUUACGGAACAGGUGCGCAAUUACAGCUCGAUGCCGCCGUUUAAUUUUACCGUGCCACCAAUAUUCCUGGAGAGCAAAUUUAGCAAGUUCAUAUCGAUCUAUGCGGCUUAUCUGUAUGAUUCCGUUAAGCUCUAUGCCUGGGCUCUGGACAAAAUGCUGCGCAUGGAGGAGCGUGUGCUCACCGAUGACGUCAUCUCUGAGGUGGCCAGCAAUGGAACGCGUGUCAUCGAUACCAUCAUCAAAAAUCGUACUUAUAUGAGUGUCACUGGGUCCACAAUUAAAAUCGAUCAGUAUGGCGAUUCGGAGGGUAAUUUCUCGGUGCUCGCAUACAAGCCUCAUAAGUGGAACAUAUCCGAGAAUAUACGCUGCAAUUAUCAUAUGGUGCCGGUGGCGUAUUUCCAUCAAGGCGAAGAACUUCCAGAAUAUAAAUUGAUAAACGGUUCGAUCGAUUGGCCAUCGGGCGGUGAGAAGCCCUUCGAUGAGCCCAUGUGCGGUUUUGCCAAUGAGCUGUGCAAAAAGGACGAUACGCAUUAUACAUCCACUGUGGCGGCGGUGGUGCUGGGCGUCUUACUCUUCUGCUCCGGUGUGGUCACCAUGAGCAUCUAUCGCAAAUGGAAGAUCGAACUGGAAAUUGAGGGUCUGCUCUGGAAGAUCAACAUAUGCGAAAUCAAAGACUAUUCGGGCAACGAAAUUGUUGCAUCGCCAAGUAAAGUCAGUUUGAUGAGCGCCCAGAGCUAUGGGUCCCGUUGGUCGCAUCAGUUUGUCACCUCGACUGCGCGUCUGCGUGGCGCCGUUGUGCGUAUCAAGGAGCUGAAGUUUCCCCGCAAGCGCGACAUCUCGCGCGAGAUUAUGAAGGAGAUGCGUCUGUUGCGUGAACUGCGCCACGAUAACAUCAAUAGCUUCAUUGGCGCCUGUGUGGAGCCCACACGCUUACUGCUAGUCACCGAUUACUGCGCCAAGGGCAGCCUAUACGAUAUCAUUGAGAAUGAGGAUAUUAAAUUGGACGAUCUGUUUAUCGCUUCCCUCAUCAAUGAUCUCAUCAAGGGCAUGGUGUAUAUACACAGCUCGCAGCUGGUGUAUCAUGGCAAUCUCAAAUCCUCGAAUUGUGUGGUCACCUCCCGCUGGAUGCUGCAAGUCACCGACUUUGGACUGCAUGAGCUGCGACAGUGUGCCGAAAACGAGUCCAUCGGCGAGCAUCAGCAUUACAGAAAUCAAUUCUGGCGUGCACCGGAGCUGUUGCGGAAUCACCAUUUGCUUGGCAGCCAGAAGGGUGAUAUUUAUGCGUUUGCCAUCAUAAUGUACGAGAUAUUUAGUCGUAAGGGUCCGUUUGGACAAACCAACUAUGAACCAAAGCAAAUUGUGGACUUAGUUAAGCAGUUGCCACUCAAGGGCAAAGAGCCCUUUCGACCCGAGGUCGAGUCUAUUAUAGAGGCCGAAUCCUGUCCGGAUUAUGUGCUCGCCUGCAUCAAGGACUGCUGGGCCGAGAAUCCCGACGAUCGACCCGAGUUCAGUGCCAUACGCAAUCGCCUGAAGAAGAUGCGAGGCGGGAAAACCAAAAACAUCAUGGAUCAAAUGAUGGAAAUGAUGGAAAAGUAUGCCAACAACUUGGAGGACAUUGUCACAGAGCGCACUCGGCUGCUGUGCGAGGAGAAAAUGAAAACGGAGGAUCUGCUACAUCGCAUGCUGCCCCAAUCUGUGGCAGAGAAACUAACCAUGGGCCAGGGUGUCGAGCCAGUCUCCUAUGAUUUGGUCACGAUCUACUUUAGCGACAUUGUGGGCUUUACGGCACUGUCCGCGGAGAGCACACCGUUGCAAGUGGUAAACUUUUUGAAUGAUCUCUACACGGUGUUUGAUCGCAUCAUACGUGGCUAUGAUGUCUACAAAGUGGAGACCAUAGGCGAUGCCUACAUGGUGGUCUCUGGUUUGCCCAUAAAGAACGGCGAUCGGCAUGCAGGUGAAAUUGCGUCCAUGGCCCUGGAUUUGCUGCAUGCAGUCAAACAGCAUCGGAUUGCGCAUCGACCCAAUGAGACGUUGAAGUUGCGCAUUGGGAUGCAUACGGGUCCGGUUGUUGCCGGCGUCGUUGGUCUCACAAUGCCCCGUUAUUGCCUCUUUGGCGAUACGGUGAACACCGCAUCGCGCAUGGAGAGCAACGGCGAGGCGCUCAAAAUACACAUAUCCAACAAGUGCAAAUUGGCGCUGGAUAAACUGGGCGGUGGCUACAUCACCGAGAAGCGCGGCCUCGUCAGCAUGAAGGGCAAGGGCGAGGUGGUCACCUGGUGGCUAACCGGUGCCAAUGAGAAGGCCAUACAAAAGAAGAAUGUGGAUAUGAUGGAUAAUAUGCCGCCGCUCUUCAGUCGCCCGCGCAAGAGUCCCAAACUAAAUCCGGACUCCAGGCAGCCCAGUUUGCUGGCCAUGCACAAUUGUGGCGCUGGCUCGCGUCGCCAGAGCAGCGUGCCACGUCCCCCGGACGGGGAGUCCACAUACAGUCUGCAGGGCUCCUUCUAUCAGGUGGCACGCGAAUCGCCGCGUCUAACAGCGAAGCGGGAACGGGAGCGUGAACGGGAACGAGAACGGGAGCGAGAACGCGAGCGGGAAAGGGAACGGGAACGGGAGCGACCCUCGCUAAAUGGGCUGGGUGGCAAUUUUGUAGGCAAUGCGUUGUUGGAGUCGGCGCACGCCUCGCUCAGCACGCUGAAUCAUUCCGAUACAAAUGAAACGAACUGUGAUACUAAUGAAGCCCUCGUCGGCGUCGCCGUUGCCACCAACGAUGGCGGCGAACUGGAGCUAAAUGGCGGCAUCAAUGGCACCACCACCACCACCGCUGCCGCCGCCGCUGCUGCCUCCGGUCUGGUGCGCCAGCCAAACUCGAUACACAAGCCGCUGGCAAUGGUGCGUCCGCAGCACAUCAUCAAUGCCGCCCAGCAUGUGGCCGAUCUGUUGCUGUCACGUUCGAUGGAUCCGAUGCCGAUGCAGCAGCUGCGCAAGCGACACGAACGUGCCAAACUGCCGCCAUCGAAGCUGUCGAAGAACAACUCACGCUCCCUGGACACGGGCGUCUCGCUGAUCAGUGGCAAUCCCAAUGGCGAUGCGACUGCAGCUGCACCGAACCAGAAUGAGGGCGUUGGCGAUGAGCUAGCGACCGAUCCGAUGGCGGAUGCCACAGAUGGCUAUGACGAUGAGCUGGGGCUGCUCAUGCGUCACGACAACGGGCAACUGCCCACGUUGCGCUAUUCGAGCAGCUUCACCAACAACAUCCAGCCGAUAAUUGUGCCAGCCGGCGCCAGCGGUCGCCGACGUACCAGCAAUGUGUCCACGGGCAGCAGCACCUAUGCCAAGCAUUUGAACAACAAUUGCAACGGUGGCAUGAGCAUUGAGGAGGAUAUGCAAUCGCCGCUGCUGCAGCGCCAGGCAUCGCUGACAACGCCGCCAGAGGAGCUGAUGGCACACUCGAAGCCUUGGCACUCGCUUGAGCACAUGGAGCCGCCGUCUGGCGUCACUGGCCAUGGGAACAGUGUCAGCUAUGCCGCCGACAUUGACGAGCAUCGGAAUCGUUCGGGUGGAGGUGAUGGUGGCGCCUUGGAUAUGCACUCAGCUGGCAAUCAGCGUGGCACACGCAGCGGCGGCAAACUCAGCAACUGGAUGGCCAAUUUCUUCAAAGGCAACGGCAUGCGCAGCGUCGGCUCCAGCGGCGAUUCCUCGCUGCGACGUGUCAGCAUCCUGCCCAGCAAUGUCCAAGGCGUCCGCAGUGGAUUCACCGAUAUGACCAGCGCAUCCACGGCGCGGGAUCGUGAGAGUAUUGUAUAGUGUGAAUGAUGAGCGUUUGAAGUUGGCAGGAGAGGGGAGGAAAGUUACUCAGGAACAGUGCGAGCAGGAAACGAAUGUCUAUGGAUUAUUAUAGAGAAUCACAUGCAUACACACAUCAUAUAUAUAUAUAUGUAUAUGUAUAUAU